Molecule: messenger RNA, 12219 nt
Organism: Suncus etruscus (white-toothed pygmy shrew)
Lineage: Eukaryota; Metazoa; Chordata; Mammalia; Eulipotyphla; Soricidae
Gene: PKHD1
Product: PKHD1 ciliary IPT domain containing fibrocystin/polyductin
Exons: 66
Coding region: 1-12219 (4072 amino acids)
Source: RefSeq, a predicted model, not a curated record
AUGUCUGUCUGUCUUAUCUCUAUGAUGGAUGUUCAAAUACUACUUUUGACUGUGUCUUGUCUGGGUUUUCGUAUUGAACCUGAAGAAGGCAGCCUUGCAGGAGGAACUUGGAUCACAGUAAUUUUUGAUGGUUUGGAAUCUGAUCUUGAUCUUCUUUACCCAGCCAAUGGCUCUCAGCUGGAGAUAAACUUGGUCAAUGUACUUAAACCUGCACUUCUGAGCAUCCCCUGUGAUAUCUCUCCUCUCUUCUUGGAUUUGCCAGUCCUGAUGUGUAGGACCAGAUCUCUGCCCUCUGAAGCAGAUGAAGGCCUCUACUACCUAGAAGUGCACUCUCAGGGUCAGGUUGUAGGCAAUACAUACUCUGGACCACAAGAGAGCUGCACUUUCCGGUUUUCCAGGGUACAGACUCCCAUUAUUCACCAAGUGAACCCAUCGAGUGGCGUUCCAGGAGAACUAAUACAUAUGUAUGGCCGGAUUAUGACAGGAAGAUUGGAAACUAUUGAUUUGGAUGACUACAUUGACAGUCCAUUGAUUCUGGAAGCUCAAGGAGAUGGUUGGGUCACUCCUUGCUCUUACAUAAAUAGGCAGACAGGAAGUAGUUAUCCUAUUCAGGAAGACCAUGGUCUUGGGACUCUGCAGUGCCAUGUGGAAGGCAACUACAUAGGCUCCCAGAAUGUUAGUUUCUCGGUAUAUAAUAAAGGAAAGUCAUUGGUUCAUAAGACAGCAUGGCUGAUCAGUGCUAAACAAGAUCUCUUCCUGUAUCAGACAUACUCAGAACUGCUUUCAGUGUUUCCAGAAAGUGGGAGCCUUGGGGGAAAAUCAGUCAUCACAAUUACAGGAAACUUUUUUGACAGCCCCACUCAGGUUACUAUUGCAGGUCUUCCAUGUGAUAUCAGUAACGUGUCCCCCAGAAAGAUUGUUUGCUCCACCAGGGCUCCAGGAAGUGAUGUGAGGCUCGAAGCUCCUCAGCCAGGCAAUCGAGGACUUCUUUUUGAAGUUGGAGAUGCUGAAGAGGACACAAACCUGACUGAGACCACUUCUGGGUACAAAUGGCAGAUUGUCCCUAAUGCCAGUUCCCCAGCUGGAUUUUGGUCAAAGGAAGGACAGCUUUUCAGAGCAAGGCUCAGUGGUUUUUUUGUGGCCCCAGAGACAAACAAUUACACAUUCUGGAUCCAAGCAGACAGCCCAGCCUCCCUGUACUUUAGUCUAUCUGAGGAUCCAAGGACCAAGGUAAAAGUGGCCUCUAUCAAGGAGGAAAUUGCUGACUGGUUUGACUCCUGGGAGCAGAACGGGAAUGAAGGGACUUGGCAACAGAAGGCCCCCAAGUUACAGCUGUCCCAUGGAGCCAGGUAUUACUUGGAAGCAGAGCAAUAUGGGAGAGCCCCCAGCAGGGGAAUGAGAAUCGGUGUGCAGAUCCACAACACAUGGCUGAACCCUGAUGUGGUCAGCACUUACCUCCGGGAGAAGCAUCAGAUCAGAAUUCAUGCCCAGAGUCUUCCAGAAAUCCAGAUGCUGACAGUGUCUGGAAAUGGUCGCUUUCUCCUGAAGUGGGACAAUGUCUCUACUCAGCCAAUCUUUGCAAAUGCCACCGCCCAUCAGAUGCAAGCAGCCCUUGAGGAGUUACUUGCAGUCAAAUGCCAACUGGAGCCCCUUACAGUGAACAUCCUCCUCCGGCUGGGAUUUGAACAAGGCCUAGACGUUUCCAGCUCUGAUGGGGAACUCACCAACAGGACUGAGCCUUUCUGUGGAAGGUUCAGUCUCUCUCACCCUCAACACAUUGUCCUGAUUCCCUUGGCUGCCUCUCCAGGCUACCAACUUAGUCAGUAUUCACAGCUGUGCAUGGCAUACAAAGGCCACAUAAAGAAUCUCCUGAAGGUGACCCUGUACUUCACAGCUGGCGUUCAAAGCAGCAUUAGGAAGAACAUCACCUGUGACUGGCAUCUCACCCACUCCCAUCCCAACAGAUGGCAGUUCACUUGCACCGACCUCUGGAGGACUUGUGUACUCAGUUCCACAUCUCUCCAGACACCGCUGGCAAACUCCCCAGGCCUGGUUCAUCGGAUUGACCUUUACCCUCUGGCUCAGAAGCCAGGCAUGUUCUAUGUGGAUGAAAUUAUAAUUGCAGACAGAAACCUAACAGUUUUUCAGGCUGAUUCUGGAGCAGGUCAUGCAGGUGGGAAUCUGGUGGAAUCAUUUUCUGUGGAAGGAUCCUCUCCAGUCUACAAUGUGACAUUCUGGUCUUUGGGUUGUAGCCAGGAACUUCCACUUAUCACUGCAAGCCCUGUGCUCACCGAAGGAGCAGAGGAAGGUGCUGGUAUGAUCCAGGUGAGAACACAGAGACUUCAGAGAAAAAGUCCACCCUUAGGAGGGGACUUCUGCAUCCGGCUGUCCAAUACAGUGAUUCCAGGUGUCCCUGCACACAUUUCAGCCCAUAACCUUCAAAAACUGUUACAGAACAAUGUUGAUGACUUCACAUCCCGUUACCUCAAUGCCAGUGACUUCACCGUGACUGAAGAUCGAAAAUCUUGCUAUGAACAUGUGUGGACCCUCUCCUGGUCCACCCAGGUUGGGGACUUGCCCGAAUUCAUCAGUGUUUCUGAUGAAAAUCUAACUGGGGUGGAUGCUGCUGCCACCACGCGUGUGGUCUAUGAUGGUGGCGUUUUUCUGGGACCUAUAUUUGGAGAUAUGCUCUUGACUGCACAUAAACACACUCAGGUUCUUGUAAGAGUGAAUGACAUACCAGCUCAUUGUUCAGGCUUCUGUACUUUUCAAUACCUUGAGAGAUCAACACCCCAAAUCUAUUCAGUAUGGUAUUCUCCAGAUGGCGACACUGAUCUACUGGUAUAUAUUACUGGGACAGGAUUUUCUGAGGACUCACAGUCCUUGCAAGUUACAGUGUACAAAGCAAUCUGCAAAGUUAUCUUCUCAAACUUAACAAAUGUGGUCUGUCAGAGGAGCCUGCUUCCUGUUGGACUACAUCAGAUCCUGAUGAUGGUGUAUCCCUUUGGUCUUGCCAUCAGUGCCAAUGGAGGAGAUGUCUUCCUGAAUGUGGAACCCAAGGUCACUGCUGUGGAGCCUGCCAGAGCUUCAGAGAUUGGAGGGAUCUGGGCUAUCAUUCGAGGCUUUAAUUUGGAAGAUGUUGGCUUGGUGUUAUUUGGAUCUCAGUCUUGUGCCAUCAACAGUACCACAAGCAAUUUACAAAGAAUUCAAUGUAAAAUACCACCCAGGAAGAAAGAUAACACUGUGAAUGUGACUGUCAUGAUGAAGGACUAUUCGGCUGUUCUUCCCAUGGCCUUUACAUAUGUCUCCUCUUUAAACCCAGUGAUCAUAUCUUUAAGUAGAAACCGGAGCAGUAUAGCAGGAGGUGAAAGCCUUUUCAUUGGAAUGAUGUUUCUGCCAAACUGCUCUGAUUUGAAUGUGGAAGUCCUUAUCCAGGAUACACCAGCUCAGAUUCAUGCAUUGACAGCUGAGGGCCUGGAGGUGGCGCUGCCUCCACUACCAGCAGGUCUUCACAAAAUCUCAGUCUCCAUCAAUGGGAUCAACAUUUGCUCACAAGGGAUUGACCUUCUUAUUCACUACAUUACAGAAGUUUUUAGCAUUGAGCCAUGCUGUGGAUCCCUUUUGGGAGGAACCAUCCUCAGCAUCUCAGGAGAAGGGUUCGGCAGGGACCCCACUUUGGUUCAGGUCCUUGUGGGCAAUCGAUCGUGUGCCCUGGUGACUUCCACAGACCAGGGCAUCUGGUGUGAGACCCCACCCACCCCCACGCUGCCAGAUUUGGGUGCUGUUGCCUUUGCAUAUGCGGUGGACGUCUGCUUCAGCCUCAGGCCCUUGGCCCAUGGAUCAUCGUUCCUAUGCCUGGUGGGGAAGAGUUUUACCUUCACUUAUAAAGUAGCUGCUACCCCUGUGGUCACUGCCCUGUGGGAUGUCAUCGUGAACAACAGCCUAGAGAUCUCAGUGGCGGGACACAACCUUUCAGACUCUGUGUUGCUUCUGGGCCACUUGGCCUGCAGACUGGAGACGAGGGAUUUUGGAAACGACAAGAGUGGGUGGGCAUGCUCUUUCCCUCUUGACAACUUGGAGGCGGGCAUCUAUCCUCUGCAAGUGCAGCAGAAACAGUUGGGAUUUGCUAAUAUGUCUGCAGUGUCCCCGAAGUUUUUAGUGACACCCCAGAUAAAAGUCAUCUCCCCUACCCAUGGGUCAGUUUGUGGUGGGACAGUCCUUACUGUGAGGGGAUGGGCCCUGCAUUCUACCAGGGGGUCAAUUCAGGUAAGCUUUUCGGGUCCUUUCACUUGUGUGGUUUUGAGUUGGGGGAGACAGACUAUUCUUUGCCAAAUAAAGCCAGAGGGUAACCCCUUGCCUGGUGUAUCGUAUGCUCUAAACAUUACAGUCCUGGUGGAUGGGCUGGCCAGCAGGUGUCUGGGCACUUGCACUGUCCUUCUCUCAGAAGAGAGUACAUCCAUAGUGGAGGCUUUUGUGGCCCAGGCUCAAGGGGCCCUGACUUCACUGCUGAUUUGGGGUGUGAGAUUAGGCAGCACUGCUGGUGAGUUGGUGGUGUUGGUAGACACUCACCUUCCUUGCACUGUGACUUUCUGGAAUGGGAGCUACAUGGCCUGUUGGAUCAGUGACUUGGCCCCGGGACAGCACCACCUUUCAGUGCUUGGUACAAGAAACGGGGAUGCUUGCUUUGGUAACAUUUCCCGAGACUUCCAUGUUGGACCUCAAGUGUUUCAUUACUUCCCCAAGAACGUCAGUAAGCAUGGCGGGAGCAUGUUGACCAUGGAGGGAACAGCCCUGAAAGGCUGGAACUCAACAUCAGUGUUCGUGGGCCAGCAGACCUGCCUGACAGUGAACAUCAGCUCCGUGUUUAUUCGAUGUGUGCUUCCUGCUGGAAAUGGUCCUCAGGCUCUAAGCUUAGAGGUAGAUGGGAUUUCUUACCAGAUGGGUGUCAUUGGCUAUAGCCACAACUUCACCCCAGAAUUGCUUUCCAUUUCUCAGAAGAAGGAUGUCUUAACUUUUGAGGUGACCCGGAUCUCUGGAGCAGCAAACAUGGAUAUUUUUAUAGGGAGCUCACCUUGUCUGGGCAUCUCUGGCAACUAUUCUGUUCUCCAAUGCCUGGCCCCAGCCCUGCCUGCAGGGGACUAUCCAGUCAGGAGUUAUGACCACAGGAGAGGGUGGGCCUCUUCUGUUCUGCUGUUCACUUCCAGAAUCGCUGUUACCACAGUGACUGAUAACUUUGGCAGCCUGGAAGGAAGUCUGGUGCAUGUAACUGGAGCAGGAUUUUCUCGAGAGAAUAUUUCUGCUACUGUAUGUGGCGCUCCCUGCCAAAUCCUGGCUAAUAUGACAGUGUCAGCUUUCAGCUGCUUGGUUCUGCCUCUAGAUGCUUCCUUGGCUUUCCUGUGUGGCUUGAAGCAUGGGGAGGAGGACUGUGAAAACUCCACCCACACCUAUGUGCGGUGUGACUUGACUAUUGCCUGGGGAACUAACCCACUGCCGGAAUCAUGGUCUUACCUCUACAUCUGUGAAGGAAGUUCCCUAAGCUUCUUUGCAACAGCUCAUUGGACAGCACCUGUCUUGCCAAUGUUCUCUGGCCUCUUCAUAAGCCCUAAAGUGGAAAGAGAUGAAGUUCUCAUCUAUAAUAGCUCCUGUAACAUUACCAUGGAAACUGAGGCAAAGAUAGAGUGUGAGACGCCUAAUCAGCCAAUUACCGCCAAGAUUACUGAGAUACAGAGAAGCUGGGGCCAGAACACUCAGGGUAAGUUUUCCUUCCAGUUCUGUCGGAGGUGGUCCAACACUCACAGCUGGUUUCCUGAGAGAGUGCCACAAGAUGGCGACAACGUCACGGUGGAGAAUGGCCAUUCACUCCUGCUUGACACCAAUACAAGCAUCCUUGGCUUCGUGCAUGUUAAAGGUGGCAAGCUGGUUUUCAUGGGUCCAGGACCCAUCGAACUCAAGGCACAUUCCAUCCUUGUUUCUGAUGGUGGAGAGCUUCGGAUUGGGUCUGCAGACAAGCCCUUUCAAGGCAAAGCUCAGAUCACACUGCAUGGCAGUUCCCACUCAAUCCAUUUCUUUCCAUAUGGGGUCAAGUUCUUGGCGGUGAAGAAUGGAACUCUAUCCUUGCAUGGGCUGCUCCCAGAAAAAAUUGUCACCCACCUUCGAACAGCUGCUUAUGCUCAUGACACCAUAUUGGCCCUGGAAGAUGCUGUGGACUGGAACAGGGGUGAUGAAGCUGUCAUUAUCAGUGGAGUGGGUGUGGAAGGUACCAAACCAAUGGAAGAAGUUGUCAUUGUGGAAACUGUGCAUGGUUCAGACCUGCAUCUGAGGGCUCCCUUGAGAUAUUCUCACAAUUUCUUGGAGCAGUGGGUGGCUGGAGAGCAUCACAUUUUAAAGGUGACAGUCGCCCUACUCAGUAGAAGUAUCACCAUAAGAGGCAAUAUCACUAAUGAAAGGACCAAGUUCCUUGAUGCAUGUCAAGAGAUCAGUGCUCUGGAAGGUAACUUGCACAACUGCUUAUAUUUCAAGAGUGAGAAGAUACUAGGAUCCAGGGAUCUGGGAGCAAAAGUCAUCAUUCAGUCCUUCCCAGAAGAGCCCAGUCAUGUCCAGGUGAAGGGUGUUCAGUUCCUGGACUUGGGGCAAGCCUUCCAUAAGCAUCUGAGCUCCCUGACUUUGGUGGGAGCUCUGAGAGACUCCUAUAUACAAGGCUCUACUCUGUGGGGAUCUUUCAGCAGAGGUCUCAGUCUGCCCAGGACCUGGGGACUAAGGGUGGACAAUAAUAUCUUCUACAACAUUUUAGGAAAUGCUAUAAUGCUGGGCACAUACAUAGAAAUGAGAUCAAUUUCUUGGGAAGCUAUAUCUGGAAAUAAAAAUGAAGAAGGAAAUAUAAUAAGAAACAACGUGAUAAUCAGUCUUUUGGGCACUGAGGGACUUUCCAGUCCUGAAAUGCUGACACCAUCUGGAAUUUAUAUCUACAACCCCACCAAUAUUGUAGAGGGAAACAAGGUGUGCAAUGCUGGCUAUGGCUUUUUCUUUCAUCUUGUGACAAGUGAAACAUCACAAGCUCCACUUACCUCCUUCACUCAAAAUAUUGCACAUUCUUGUACAAGGUAUGGGCUAUUUGUGUAUCCUACAUAUGAGCCUCCUUGGGAUCAUAGUACUAGUCCCACUGUGUUCCAUAACUUUAGAGUUUGGGGAAGUGCAGGUGGUGUCCAGGUUUUUAGAAGUAAAAAUAUUCACCUGAAAAAUUUCCAAGUUUAUGCAUGUAGAGAAUUUGGAAUUGACAUCUUGGAAAGUGAUGCAAAUACUUCCAUUACUGACAGUUUGUUACUUGGUCAUUUCACCCAGAAAAGAAAUGUGUGUAUGUCAGCUGGGAUAAAAACUCCCAAGAGACAAGAACUGAUAGUAUCUAACACCACUUUUGUUAAUUUUGAUAUCAUGGACUGUGUGGCAAUCAGAACCUGUUCUGGCUGUUCUCAGGGACAGGGUGGCUUUACUGUGACAACCAGCCAGUUGAAUAUUAUGAAUUCUUCAAAUAUAGUAGCAUUUCCAUUUCCUCAUGCAGCAAUUUUGGAAGACUUGGAUGGGUCUUUGUCUGGAAGAAAUAGAAGUUAUGUUCUUGCUUCUAUGGAAACUCUUACAACUUCCUGUGUAAUUGAUGCAAGAUUCAGUCAGAUUGUCCAAGGAAGUGUCUGCAGGGAAGAAGUGCUUUUUCAUCGGAUGUCGAUUGGUUUGGCUAAUGCUCCAAGUGUUACUUAUGGUUUAACCUUAACUGACAGCAGAAAUAAGACGAUCAGUGUCAACUAUGUGAAUGAUACGUUGUCUAACCAUUAUGGCUGGAUGGCUCUGCUCUUGGAUCAAGAAACGUAUUUGCUCCAGUUUGAAAGUCCUUGUACUGAUGGAAGUCUGCAGUACUUUGCAACAUUUGACAACUUUGCUCCUGGGAAUUUCCUACUGCUGGUUCACCCCAUCCCCUGGCCUGAUGCUGACAUCCUCCUGAAGUGUGGCAAUCGAUCCGGGUGGUGCCUUCCAUCCCUUCCAUCUCCUGGUCAGGACCAAGAGUGUGACUGGUUCUUCAACCACCAGUUGAGGCAACUUACCUAUUUGGUUUCAGGUGAAGGACAGGUGCAAGUAUUUCUCCAGGUGAAAGAAGGUAUUCCAUCAACUACUUCUACUUCUACUUCUACAGCGGAGUCAGCUUUAAAGUGGUCUCUCCCUGAAGCAUGGACUGGAGUUGAAAAGGGCUGGGGUGGAUAUAACCAUACAGUUCCAGGUCCUGGGGAUGAUGUCCUGAUUUUACCCAAUAGGACUAUACUUGUGAAUACAGAGCUCCCCGUCCUCAAUGGUCUCUACGUGAUGGGGACUUUAGAAUUCCCUGUGGACAGAAGCAACACGCUGAGUGUGGCCUGCCUGGUCAUCGCAGGCGGGGAGCUGAAAAUAGGUACUGUAGAAAACCCUUUAGAAAAAGAACAAAAGCUUCUGAUUCACCUCAGAGCUUCGGAGGGAAUUGUAUGCAAUCGUUUCAGUGGAAUUCACAUUGAAGCAGGAACAAUUGGGGUUUAUGGAAAACUUCAGCUUUCUAGUACUUACACUAAGAAACCCUGGACACGGCUUGGAACUGAUAUUGCCUCAGGCAAUGAGAGAAUUAUAUUAGAGGACACAGUGGAUUGGCGACCCUUUGACAAAAUUGUUCUUAGCUCCUCUUCUUAUGAGCCUCAUGAAGCAGAAGUGCUUAAUGUAAAAGAAGUCAAGGGCCGCACUAUUUGGCUACAUGAACGACUGAAACACAGGCACAUUGGAAAUGUCCACGUCUUGGAGGAUGGCCGAGCCAUUCGCCUGGCUGCCGAAGUUGGACUUUUGACCCGAAAUAUACAGAUCCAACCUGAUCUACCUUGUAAGGGGAGAAUCCUUGUGGGGUCCUUUAGGAAGUCCAGCGGUGAACAAUUUUCAGGUGUACUUCAACUUUUGAAUGUAGAGAUGAAGAAUUUAGGUUCACCAUCAUAUUCAGCAAUUGAAAUCACUAAUGUGUCAGCAGGAUCCUGGGUAAUAUCUUCUACUAUGCACCAAAACUGUGGUGGGGGCAUUUAUGCAGCUGCCAGUGAAGGGAUACUUUUCAAUGACAAUGUAGUAUUUGGCACAGUUGGCCAUGGCAUAGAUUUAGAAGGUCAGACCUAUUCUCUCUCAAAUAACCUUGUAAUUCUAACAACACAGUCAGCUUGGUCUACUAUUUGGGUAGCUGGAAUCAAAGUGAACCUAGCACAAAAUAUCACCCUCCGUGGCAAUGUUGUGGCAGGAUCAGAAAGACUUGGCUUUCAUAUCCGGGGUCACAGGUGCUUCCCUUCUCAUGCUAUUUGGUCUGACAAUGUGGCUCACUCAAGUCUUCAUGGCCUUCAUCUUUACAAAGAAAGUGGACUUGACAACUGUACUAGAAUCUCGGGAUUUUUGGCAUUCAAAAACUUUGACUAUGGUGCCAUGCUCUACGUAGAAAAUAGCAUGGAGAUAGAGAAUAUUACUUUGGUAGACAAUGCUAUUGGCCUUUGGGCUGUAGUAUAUGUUUCACAGAGCUUCACAGAAAAUGUACAGAUUGUUCUCAGGAAUUCCAUCAUUGUGGCCACUAGCUCCUCUUUUGACUGCAUUCUGGACAGAAUUAAGCCUUACUCUGAAAAUUUGACAUCUACUUAUCGUGCUCCAUCUAAUCCAAGAGGGGGUCGAGUUGGUAUUCUCUGGCCUGAAUUUCUCUCUGUACCAAAUCAGUGGCCUCAGGAUCCUUGGCAUAAAGUGAGGAGUGCCCAUUCCAUUUCAGGCAUCAUGAAACUUCAAGAUGUCACCUUUUCUAAUUUUGUGAAAAGUUGCUCUAGUGAUGACUUGGACAUAUGCAUUCAGCCCAACGUAGAGAAUACUAGACUUGUGCACCCCAUAAUAGCAGAGAGGACCUCAAUGCUAAAUAUCCCAGAUAAAAACAAAUUCUACUUCCCGGCAUCACAAUCCAGGAAAAAUUUGGAAAUGCUAGUGUGUCGUGAAUCAGAUUGUGAAAAUCCAGGAAAAUAUCUCUUUAAAGAUCUGGAUGGAAAAACAUUGGGUCUACCUCCACCAGUUUCUGUAUUUCCUAAAACAGAGGUGGAAUGGACUGGAUCCUUCUUUAACACAGGUACAUUUAGAGAAGAACAGAAAUGCACAUAUCGAUAUGAGAUGAAUGGCUACGUUUGCAAGCAAACUGACCAAGUAAUCUUAAUUCUAGACAGUACUGAUGUUUCUUGGGAAGUACAGAAGUUCUAUCCAGUUGUGUCUGUCACUGAUGGUUUUGUUGAUACCUUUAGUAAUGCAAAUACCAAUACAUCCUGUUCUUCUGCAGGAUUUCUCUCUACUCUCUAUUCUAUUUUACCAACCAGAAAAAUCACCAAAGUCUGCUUUGUUGAUCGAACUCCUCAAAUUUUACGUUUUUUUCUCUUAGGAAACAAAAACAACACAAAACUUCUCUUGGCUAUAUUCUACCAUACACUCCAAAGUCCCCAAAUUUUCUUUCACGAAAACUUUAUUUCACCUUCUCCAGUACAACCGAUUUCCUCAUUGCUCAGUGGUCCUGUUGGUGCCAACUAUUUUGACCUCAUGGAAAACCUCUUGUAUGUUGUCUUACAAGGAGAGGAGCCCAUUGAAGUACGAUCUGGUGUUUCCAUUCAUUUGGCCCUCGCUGUAUUGACUUCUGCUCUAGAAAAAGAUCCAGAAAUUCCGAUUCUUAAAAGACUAACUGAUUUCUUACAAGUUAGUCAAUUCCAAGUUCGACUUAUUCAUGAAAUGCCUGGCAAUAAAGCAACAUUAAAGUCCAUUGCUGAUAGUAAAGCAAAGAGAAAACGCAAUUGCCCAACUGUGAUGUGUUCCAGUUAUUAUAGAAUCAGUCAGCGUAGACCUCUGAUGGAUAUGAAUCCAUAUAGGGCAUCACAACCAAACAUUAUGGAGAGUAGAUCAAAAGUAAUAAUUAUUGAAAUUAGUGACUUACCAACAGUAAGGAAGACCGGACCAAUUUCAUCUUUAUCAAUAGACAAACUACAGAUGUUUUCUCAACGGAUUAUCACUGCUCAACAGACUGGAAUGUUAGAGAAUUUUCUAAAUGUAACUAUUGAGGCCUUACUAAUCACCCAGUCAAAGGUUGUUAUGGACAAUGGAAAUUUAAGCAGCUUCCAUACUGAGAACCUGAUAUAUGUUCGGCCCUAUGCUCUUUCUGUAUUAAUCCAGCCCUCAGAUGGAGAAGUUGGAAAAGAACUCCCAGUACAACCACAGCUUAUUUUUCUGGACAAGCAGAAUCAUGUUGUGGAGUCUUUGGGACCCCCCUCAAAACCUUGGGUCAUUUCUGUUUCUCUGGAAGGGACAUCAGAUUCAGUGCUAAGAGGGUGUACUCAGGCAGAAACUCAAGAUGGUUAUGUGAGCUUCUCCGGUUUGGCAGUUUUGAUCUCUGGGUCAAAUUGGCACUUUAUUUUUACUGUCACUUCCCCUCCAGAGGCUAAUUUUACUGUUAAAUCCAAGCCUUUUGCUGUCUCCCCUGUCAUUAAAACGGAGAAGACAACAGUCAUCCUGGCUAUUACCUUGUGCUCAGUGUUUUCGUGGCUGGCACUCUGCUGUCUGGUGUGUUGUUGGUUAAAGAGAAACAAAAGCAGAAAGAUAAAAAACGAAGAGGUUUCUGAAACCCAGACAAACGAUCAAAAAAAUCACGCCUCAUCCAAGGGAUCCCAAGUAGAUACUGAAAAAGAGGACACCACAAUGACAGAAGAUAUGAGGAUGAUGGUCAUGUCAGGACAGCUGAAUCAGGUUAGUCAACAGUCACUGAAUGGCGUGUCCAGGAGAAAGGUUAGACGUCCUGCAGGUCGGAAGGAGGAUGGCAAACAAAUUGCGGCUUCUCUGUCUGCUCCUAGCAUUGCCAGCAUCCCAUCUCAUGCACACACCCGUGCUCCAUCCUACCCUGAGCAGCAAGUAAACCUGAAGGAGACAGGAACUUGGAGAAAGGCCCAAGAACAAUUGCUCAGAUACCAACUGGCAGGUCAAGAUCAAAAAUUGCUUCUUCACCCAGACCUCAGACCAGAUGUGCCGCAAUUUCAGGAGCAGGGACAGUUGGGAGAGAAAAGUGGCAACUUGGAAAUUUCUCAGAAGAAACCCGCUGUGAGUGCUACUAAGGCAUUUUGUCUUAAUUCAGCAGUUCAAGAAACUCUUCAGAACAACUGUGAUCAAGAAGCAAUUUAG